Tarenaya hassleriana is the source of this 2269-nucleotide messenger RNA. RefSeq lists its product as uncharacterized. The coding region runs from base 211 to 2142 and encodes 643 amino acids. The record is from RefSeq and is a predicted model, not a curated record. Lineage: Eukaryota; Viridiplantae; Streptophyta; Magnoliopsida; Brassicales; Cleomaceae. The transcript is spliced from 10 exons.
UUUUUCCAUAAAUUGAGAAUUGAGAGAGAGGGGAGAAUUAAUGAGGAGGAUAUAGCAAAUAAGGGAGGCAAGGCCUGCAAUAAGGCAAGAAAGUGAACGUGACGAGACUCUUCUCCCCCUAUAAAUCUCUCUGCCUUCUUCCUCUGCUUCAUCACCCCCACCCCCCUUUGAUUAUCUCCGUUCGCAGUUUCAUACAAAGGUCUUGAAAACAUGAAUCUCUCCAGCGACGAAUCUUGCGUGAAGGAAGAGGAGUCGUCGAAGCCUUGUCAGAGUGGAAGGGCGGAUGAACUUCUCGAAGCUGAUUUAUCGAUAAAUUCCAAUUCGAAUUCACAUCCAAACGCUCAGGAGGACCCGGAAAACGUUUCUAAAACUGCUUCUGUUUCAUCUCCCAAGAACUCGAACAAAUCCGAUCUCACAGAAACAUCCUCCUUCAGAAACUCUGCAUCUGCAAAGAAUGAAGAUCAAGUGGAAUCAUCACUGCAAGGAGAUCAGAUGACGGUGCUUUCCAAUCUCAUUCAACCCCGCGACAGUUUUUACAAAGGAGAUGAAGCUAUAGCCCCGAAAAAUAACGACGAGUCACGUUCUUCCGAGGAGGAAGUGAAUAUCUGCGAUAUCUGUGGGGAUCUCGGACGAGAGAAGUUGCUUGCUGUCUGUAGCGUAUGUGGAGUUGGAGCGGAACACAUUUACUGCAUGCGUUUAAAGCUCGACGAGGUUCCUGAUAAUUGGAUUUGUGAAGACUGUGCCUCUGCGGGAAAAGGCGGAAACCGAAAGGAGGAGGACGUGGAAGGGAAAGAGGAGUCUAUGAACGGAACAGGAGGAGAGUUGCAUUGCGAAAAGGACGGUAAAUUAUACCAGGCUGCAAAAAACGAAGUGUUAGGUUCUGAAGAAGAGGAGAAGGGUCUAAUAACGAAUGGAACAGCGAAAACGGAUUCUCACAUUCCGUGUGAGAAUAAAUCGAAAGCCCCUUCAUAUGAUCAGAUAAGAAGCUCUAGGAAAAGGAAAGCAGUUAACACAAGGGCCGGGGAUUUCUCUAACAAGAGAUCUGUCAGAACGAAAACGGUAUCAAACAUAGUCAGCUUGCCAGACCUUAGGAACAGACCCGUUUGUGUUCACUCUGCCAUCGGUGUUGGAACUAAUGCUAGGUUGUUUCCUGCUAUGGAGAUGUCGAGCUUAGUGAGUAAAAAGAGCGUAAACUAUGGGAUGAGUCUUUCGAGGGAUGAUGAUCCUACAAUGUCUUACAAUCCGUUCAACGGACCUAAUCGUCCCGGGGGUGCUACCCCUCAGUUUCACGUCUUCCCGCUACCGUAUUUCAUAUGGCAGGGAAGAUUCAAGCUACAAAGGAAUGGGGUAUUUUCGGGUUUCUGCGAGGGGAUUCAGGCUCAUUUAUCGCGAUCAGCAUCACAGAACACGGUAGCAUUAUCCCCGGCAUUCUCUCGGGAGAUAUUAAUUGAGGAAACACCGAGAUCAGCCAUGUGGACGACUCAGUUCACGGAAAAUCAAGCAGCUGCAAAGAACAUCCACAUAUACUUCUUUUCAAAAGAUCCGAACAGGCUCGAAUGUGGCUACAAGAACUUACUGCAGCACAUGAUUAUGAACGAUGUAUGUCUCAGGGGAAAGGUUGGCGGGUUUGAGCUUUUGAUCUUCUCAUCCGACAAACUCGAGGACGGUUUUCAGCGUUGGAAUGGCGUCCCCUUUCUAUGGGGUGUGUUCAGGGAACCGAAACCGAUAUCCAUUGGAAGUUCCAGAGCAAAUGGGUAUCAUCAAGAAUGCAACUCCGAGCUCAACCGUGCCCAGAUCCCGCAAGCUCCAUUCGAAUCCCGGCUCGUUAACUUCUUCCAGAUGGCGAGAAGAACAUUUGAAGAAGGUUCGAACUUGUCAUGCAACCUGUCCCUCGGAAAUUCCGAAGCCGCAGCCCCGAAUCUGGAGCUAUCUUUAGGGGUAGGAGGAGCUCCUGCUUCUGCUUCAAGAAACAUCAUCGGGGAGGAACCCUCCUCGUCGGCUGUCUCUUCAAGGAACCCUAACUGUAGCUUCCGGUCUAUACCCUUCCUCACCAGCUACCCUUUCCGCAUCGAUCCAUCCGUUACGACAGAACAACCAGACUUAGAGGAGAUGCCGCGCGUGGACACUACUCUCUCCCUCUGACAAUGCUCUUCUCCUUUUCACAUAUAGAUUUAUGCACAAAUACAGCGGUGGGAUAAAAGAAAAAUGAUACAAAGAGUCCGUAAUAGUUUUUCUAUUUCUUUACAGAAAGGGAACAUUUCUUUUUCUU